Messenger RNA from Gordionus sp. m RMFG-2023, 3438 nucleotides. RefSeq names its product exosome complex exonuclease RRP44-like. Gene Ontology annotation, molecular function: 3'-5'-RNA exonuclease activity; endonuclease activity; RNA binding. Gene Ontology annotation, biological process: rRNA catabolic process. The record is from RefSeq and is a predicted model, not a curated record. Lineage: Eukaryota; Metazoa; Nematomorpha; Gordioida; Chordodea; Parachordodidae. Bases 46 to 3342 code for a protein of 1098 amino acids. Gene Ontology annotation, cellular component: cytoplasmic exosome (RNase complex); nuclear exosome (RNase complex). The transcript has a single exon.
UUCAUCAGGUUCAUUAAGUUUAUAUUCAAAUAUUGCCCAGCAAAAAUGAUUCCUGAAACAGAUUACAUGAUAAAAAAUAAAAUCUUCAAUAUAAAGUCUCGCAAAGGACGUAUUAUGAAGAUCGUUAAAGAACAUUAUCUGCGUGAUGAUAUAUUUUGCGGCUCAGAACUUUGCCAAACUUGUGUCAUGACUGCUAAAACGAGAAAGUUAAAAAAAUUUAUAGAAUGUGUGAAUCUAAUUCAAGCUCCUAUUCACUAUAUAAUUCCUGACACAAAUAUAUUCCUACAUCAAAUGCAUCUAUUUGAAAAUGAUAUUUAUGAAAAUAUGAUUGUUUUGCAAACUGUCUUGGAAGAAAUAAAAUCUAAAAAUUAUUCUAUAUUCAAAAGAAUUUGUGAACUUAUUUUAAAUCCUGAAAGAAAUGUUUUUUCUUUUGCGAAUGAACAUCACAUUGACACAUAUUGUGAAUCAAAAUAUGGUGAAACAAUUAAUGAUAGAAAUGACAGAGCUAUAAGAGUUGCCACAAAUUGGUAUAACAAACAUUUGGAAAAUUUUAAGAUAAUAUCUAUACUGAUAACAAAUGAUAUUAAAAACAAACAAUUAGCUAUAAGUGAAGGAUUAAAAUCUAUGGAUUUAAAAGAUUAUAUUCAAACUUAUUACAAAAAUAAAGAUGAAAUGAUUGAUAAAAUGUUUUCAGUUGUAUCUAAAGAAGAUUUACACAAAGAUAUUUAUGAUGAAAAUAAUCAAAUAACCUUUCCUGAACAUUUACCAACAUUUGAGGUAGAAAAUGGAAUUAAAUCAGGAAAAUAUCAUAAAGGAACAUUCAUGAUGAGUAGAAAUAAUUACCUAGAAGCAGAUGUAUCCUUAUUUAAUAUAGAUCAAGAUCUAAUAUUUAUAAAAGGACUGAAAAAUAUGAAUAGAGCGGUUCACCAAGAUAUUGUAGCAAUAGAAAUAAUGCCUGAGAGCUUGUGGGUCAAACCUUCUGAUUUGUUGUUAGAAAAUGAAAAUGAGAUAGAUAAUGAUGAUAUCAUUUUACCAAAGGAUACUAAUUCUAUCAAUGAUUUAUCAAAAACUGUAUCAACUAAAAAUAAGCCACGUAAGACAGGGAUAGUGGUCAGUAUUUUGAAAAGAAAGUGGCGUCCAUAUACUGGUUUUGUCAUUUUGCCUUAUAGGAAAGACACGCUACAAUCCACAUCCUCAAAUUGGUAUACGUUCGUUCCAACGGAGAGCAGGAUUCCCAGGAUCAGAAUUCAAUUGAGCAAAUCCACUCUUGAAUCUUUCCUAAUCUCUGAUCAAUCCUUCAACUUGGUAAGUGAAGAUAACACAGACCAAAGGAAAAGCAAACUCUUAGUGGUUCAUAUCGAUUCUUGGCCACCACAUUCUAGAUAUCCCAAGGGACACUACGUGAAGACAUUGGGCAAUAUAGGUGAUAAAGAAAGUCAAAAUGAGGCCCUUCUAAUUGAGCAUGACAUCAAGAAUUAUGAAUAUCCUCUCAAAGCUCUCAAAUGUUUACCUCAACCUAAUUGGAAAAUUUCUGAUCAAGAUAUCAAAGAAAGAGUAGACCUAAGGACAAGUAGGUUGAUAUUCAGCAUAGAUCCACCAGGGUGCACAGAUGUUGAUGACGCCUUACAUUGCUAUCUCCUUCCGAAUAACCAUUUGGAAGUGGGUGUUCAUAUAGCAGAUGUGACUCAUUUUGUUGAAUUGAACAAGGAUCUAGACCUAGAAGCACGAGAUAGGGCCACCACUGUUUACCUCGUGGAUAAGAGGAUUGAAAUGUUGCCCACCCUUUUGAGUUCCGAUAUCUGCUCAUUGCUUGCUAACCGAGAUAGAUUAGCCUUUUCUGUUAUUUGGGAAAUAGAAGCGGAGACAGGUCAUAUAAUUAAAAUGAAUUUUAGUAAAAGCCUUAUUCGGUCUAGCGCCAAGUUGACUUAUGAAGAGGCGCAAAAUAUUUUGAAUUUGUAUAGUAGUGUGUACCACUUGAAAGAAAAUGCUAAUCAUAAUCAUGAUGACAAUCAAUCAGCCACAAAAUGGCGGCAGGAAUGUUUGGCUAAUUUGAGCUUUAAUGAUGAUGAAACCUUAAAUGACCAGAGUGAUUUGUUGGCUAAUAUUGGCAAAUCUAUCUAUCUCUUGCAUAACCUGGCUAAGAUAUUGAAGCAGAAACGCUUGGAUAAAGGAGCUCUUAUAUUGUCAUCUUCAGAGAUGAAGUUCUUGAUGGAUUCAGAAACUAACGAACCGGUAACUCUCUCUCCUAAGCAAAAUUUUGAAACGAACUCCUUAGUGGAAGAAAUGAUGUUGUUAGCAAAUAUAACUGUAGCCACAAAGAUACACUCUACUCUCGGCCAGUGCGCGGUAUUAAGGAGACAUCAAUCUCCUCCCCUCUCCAAUUUCGAUCCGUUAAUUCGAGCUGCCAAUACUUUAAACAUUAAACUGGAUAUAGACAACGGUAAAGCAUUAGCUAUGUCAUUAGACAAAGCUGAGACGCAAGAGGAGUUUUUUUCACAGAGCAAGCUUAAAAAGAUAGAAGAACACGAUGAUCCUAGCAAUUCUGAACCUGAAAUACUAAUUACACCCUCAACCACACCUUAUCUGAUAACUUUACUCAGAGUUUUGACCGCAAGAUGCAUGAUGGAAGCUCUUUACUUUUGUAGCGGUACUCUCAGUCACAGUGAAUUCUUUCAUUAUGGAUUAGCCACAGAAAUUUACACUCAUUUUACUUCGCCUAUUAGACGGUACGCAGAUAUCAUGGUUCAUAGAUUAUUAGCCGUUUGCAUAGGUUAUCAAGAAAUAGACCCCCAAAUGCAAGACAAAAAUUUUAUUCAAAACAUCUGCAACCAUUUGAACACGAGAAACAGAAAUUCAAGGAAUGCCCAAAGAGCUUCGGUAGAAUUGCAAAUUCAAUUAUAUUUCAAGGAUAAAGUGAUAGACGACGAAGCUUACAUUAUAGGUGUACGUAAGAACGCCAUAAGAGUUUUGGUUCCUAAAUAUGGUAUAGAAGGUUCUAUCUACCUCAAAUCCACCGUUCAAAAUGCUGAAGAAAUACUCAACAGACUUAAAUACGAUGAACAAGAAUCUACCUUGACUUACUCUCACAACGAUUAUAAGAUUAGUACGCUUAGAUGUUUUGACAAGGUUCAAGUAAGGAUGGGCCUAAUAACCAAUUUUUACCCAUCAAAUCAAUCUCAUUUAUCUUCUCUUCCGAAUAAUAAUAAACUCACCAUUAGGCUCAUAAAACCUCACAUUCCAGGCUUCGAAACUUACGACUAUUUGAGAUCGUCAAACGUUAUCCAAAAUGUUGAUUCCGAGGGCACUACGGAUAAAAUUUCUAAUAAAAAAAUGAAGAUAUAAUUGUGAAAAUGGCGAUAUCAAAAUAUACGAAACAUGAAAUUGUUUGAAUAAAUAUUGAUUGUCAAUCAUAUGUUAUAAAGAUAAAUAUAUAUAAUA